Messenger RNA from Adelges cooleyi (spruce gall adelgid), 1197 nucleotides. RefSeq names its product 110 kDa antigen-like. Bases 1 to 1134 code for a protein of 377 amino acids. The record is from RefSeq and is a predicted model, not a curated record. The transcript is spliced from 11 exons. NCBI's taxonomy places the organism in Eukaryota, Metazoa, Arthropoda, Insecta, Hemiptera, Adelgidae.
AUGGUGUUAAAUUCAGCGCUAGUGGCCGGAGGGUUCGUUGCAGGAGUUGGAACUUACGGCCUGGUGCAAUACGCGGUGGGUUGGUGGCGCAGCUCACGAUUGACCGGAGAGGAACAAAAUGUGGAACCGCCCUCAAAUGAACCGAUAUUAAUAACAGAACACAGAGUAGACGAGGAGGUCGAGGAGGUCCCACGUGGACCAAGACCGGAUUUGGGAGAGGAACAAAAUGUGGAACCGCCCCUAAAUGAACCGAUAUUAAUAACAGAACACAGAGUAGACGAGGAGGUCGAGGAGGUCCCACGUGGACCAAGACCGGAUUUGGGAGAGGAACAAAAUGUGGAACCACCCUCAAAUGAACCGAUAUUAAUAACAGAACACAGAGUAGACGAGGAGGUCGAGGAGGUCCCACGUGGACCAAGACCGGAUUUGGGAGAGGAACAAAAUGUGGAACCACCCUCAAAUGAACCGAUGUUAAUAACAGAACAAAGAGUAGACGAGGAGGUCGAGGAGGUCCCACGUGGACCAAGACCGGAUUUGGGAGAGGAACAAAAUGUGGAACCGCCCUCAAAUGAACCGAUAUUAAUAACAGAACACAGAGUAGACGAGGAGGUCGAGGAGGUCCCACGUGGACCAAGACCGGAUUUGGGAGAGGAACAAAAUGUGGAACCGCCCUCAAAUGAACCGAUAUUAAUAACAGAACACAGAGUAGACGAGGAGGUCGAGGAGGUCCCACGUGGACCAAGACCGGAUUUGGGAGAGGAAAAAAAUGUGGAACCACCCCCAAAUGAACCGAUGUUAAUAACAGAACACAGAGUAGACGAGGAGGUCGAGGAGGUCCCACGUGGACCAAGACCGGAUUUGGGAGAGGAACAAAAUGUGGAACCACCCUCAAAUGAACCGAUGUUAAUAACAGAACAAAGAGUAGACGAGGAGGUCGAGGAGGUCCCACGUGGACCAAGACCGGAUUUGCGACUUUAUAUGGAAAGGUUGGUUAGAGAAGAGAGGAGGAAGCAUGCUUGUAUGAGAUGCAAGGAGUUCGGGCACCUCGGGCACCAGUGCCGUCUGCCCUGGGUGGAGUCCAAAGAAAGUCCCGAGCAUAAUGCAACAAGAACCAGGGGGCGCCGUAGGCGUUAGAGAUCACUCUAGUGAUCUCAGUACAUGCACCGUUCUAUACCCUGAUCGCUAAGAGAGCAUGCC